GAUCACAAGGGAAUUAUCGGGACUUUAAAUCAAGGUUGGGCGUCCAUACGUAUAAAUUAAAUUUAAAAAAUUAUGGUAUACGAAAGGAUUAAUUUUUAAAAUAUCAGCAAAAAUGCGUGUUACCUUAUCGAAUACAUAUGGUGAGCUUGGUGAAUUUUAAAAAUGGCAGGCACUACCGGCUAAAAUACUUUUUUUUUCCGUAACGCGAUGGCUGAAUCGAAUGACACUGUUGAAACGUCCGCAACGAAGUCUGCAAAACGGAAGGAGAAAAUAUAUGCUGCAGUAUUUCUGAGUACCGUCGCAAGUAUUUCUGCCCUCGCUGGAUUUGCCAGGACGGUGGCGGCAACGAGGAGGCAAGAUCCAAAGCAUUUUGGAGAUGGAAUAUCUGGUAUAAAAGGAAUUCAUGAAACUGGAGCCUCAUUAGCUAUAAGAGCCCUUGGCUGGGGUACAGUUUAUGCUGUCACAGGAUGUGGCUUAUUAUUUUAUGGAAUCUGGAAGAUCUCUGGAGCGACUAACGCAGAGGAAUUCAGAUUCAAGAUGGGUUCUCUGCUACCUAAAAUACCUAAAAAUAAUCCACCCCAGAGCAGGACAGAGUUUGCAGGCUUAACAGAUCUAUUGACAUACAUUUCUGAAGAUUGGGGACGAAACAAAGAGGAAUAAACUAAUAAGCAUCUUGUUCUGCAAUCGUAUCACUGUAUUUAAUUACAUACGAUUUGCGUAAUCAAAAUUAAACGAUUAGGAUUCGUACGAUUGGAUUACGUACAGACUGCAUGCAUGAAUAAUAACACAAAUAGCAAAUGUUGGAAGAUCUUGUGAAACAGAUUUCGUGAAACCGUGAAUUGAAUCGAAUGCCGAAAGUAUUAAUUUAUGAAAGAUUUUGUAUAUUUAUUGUACUUAGUUAUAUUUAUCUAAUAAAAAUUACGAAGUGUUAUGUCUGUCUCAUUUUACAGAAGAA
This is a messenger RNA of Solenopsis invicta (red fire ant), 955 nucleotides long. RefSeq names its product transmembrane protein 242. The record is from RefSeq and is a predicted model, not a curated record. The transcript has 4 exons. NCBI's taxonomy places the organism in Eukaryota, Metazoa, Arthropoda, Insecta, Hymenoptera, Formicidae. Bases 208 to 660 code for a protein of 150 amino acids.